AUGGACGAUUGCGCUUUGCCCGACCUGCGGGACGUCGAGCUAAAGCUGGGGCGCAAAGUCCCCGAGAGCCUGGCGCGCUCCUUGCGCGGGGAGGAGCCCGCCGUCACCCGCGACAGGGAAAAGGACCGGGAGCAGCCCGGCGGAGGGCCUGGCAUCGCCGGCUUCUCCGCUGCUCGGCCCCCCCGAGCCGCCAUGGUCGAUGGCGGCGGCGGCGGCGACGGCUCCAGCGCGCUGGAAAGACUGGAGACCAAACUUCACCUUCUCAGACAAGAAAUGGUUGAUCUCCGAGCCGCUGAUGUCAAGCUAAUGCGACAGCUCCUGAUCAUCAAUGAAAGCAUUGAAUCCAUUAAAUGGAUAAUCGAGGAAAAAGGAACCAUCACCAGCCGGGGCAGCAGCUUGAGUGGCAGCCUCUGUAGUUUGUUGGGGAGCCAGGAGACCUCCCUGAGAGGCAGCUACAACAGCUUGCAAGACUGUAGUGAUGGACUGGAUGGGAUAUCAGUGGGAAGUUACCUGGACACUUUGGUGGAUGAUAUCCCUGGCCAGCAUACUCCUUCAGAUGUGGACCAGUUCAGUGACUCUUCUCUCAUAGAUGACUCACAGCCCCUACAUAAACAUCCCAAGAUGGAAUCCAAUGAGUACUACUGUUUUGGUUAAUAAAAUGAAGAUCUACGAGAGACACAUGUGCACUUGUAUUUAUGAUUCCUCUAUGCUGCUAUUCGAUGUAAGCAUUUUUAAAGCACCUUUAGCAAAGACAAUGUACUUUAAAUUUGCUCCUCUCUCUCAGUUGCUGCUCCUAG
Molecule: messenger RNA, 797 nt
Organism: Protobothrops mucrosquamatus (brown spotted pit viper)
Lineage: Eukaryota; Metazoa; Chordata; Lepidosauria; Squamata; Viperidae
Gene: LURAP1L
Product: leucine rich adaptor protein 1 like
Exons: 2
Coding region: 1-654 (217 amino acids)
Biological process (GO): positive regulation of canonical NF-kappaB signal transduction
Source: RefSeq, a predicted model, not a curated record